Acytostelium subglobosum LB1 is the source of this 4884-nucleotide messenger RNA. RefSeq lists its product as hypothetical. The record is from RefSeq and is a predicted model, not a curated record. Bases 1 to 4884 code for a protein of 1627 amino acids. The transcript is spliced from 5 exons. Lineage: Eukaryota; Evosea; Eumycetozoa; Acytosteliales; Acytosteliaceae.
AUGUUUAGUAGUGGUAGCUCCACAAUGAUGAUUGAUCAGCAACAACCGCAACAAUUAAAGCAACAACAUACUAGACCAUCAACUUCAUAUAUAACAUCAGAUGGCAAGUCAUCCUACUUCUUUGACGACAAUGAACUGUUCCUAUUUGAAUGCGCCACAGGCUACCGUCUCACAACAUGGUGCUUCGUUGACAAUCAACGCGAGAUGAUGGUCAAGACAGUGUCAGAGUUCAAACAUGAUGGCAUUAUAUACUUGUUGGCGGCUGUGUCUGAUGGACAUUCGUCGCAGUUGAAGCUGUUGGAUUGCCAGAUUGGAGGCACAUUGUUGUCGAUAGAGAUACAGGGCGUGAUCUCAUUCAUUAGACAGUUGGACAACAACUCAUCGGUAGCAGUCACUGCUUCGUCCUGCUCAACGCCAGACUUUGUCUCGCGACUCAGAUGCCCAGUGGCCAUCGGCACUCAAUCAUCGGCCCAGACCAUCCUCAUAGAUCUAUGCUUCAAUCGCAUCAUAUUCAACAACAACAGUAACAGCAUCAACAAUAGGACGACGUCAAUAGGUAGUGUUCAUUCACUGUUUCAGUUGGACCCAGCCACGUACGACGCCAAUCAAUUCUGGCAGCAGGCCAACAACAGCACGCUGAUACCUUCAGUGGUCCUGCCCCAGUCUGGCGAAGUGGAGCAUGGCAACAACCCAUCGUUUAGAUACCCGGUCGACGCGCAGACUCAGGGCCUGGUGGUGAACGCCCGCGACCCCCACUCACACGUGCAGACGUCGCGCAUGGCCAACGUCUCGGUGACGGCCAUCGCCUACUUCCAGCCGCUCAACACACUGGCCGUCGGCUACAGCAAUGGCUGCUUCCAGCUGUUCUCCAGCGAAACUCUGCGCCCAGUCUACAGCUCGGCGCUCAAGGACUAUCGCAGCCCCGUCACACAGUUCCUCUUCCAGGACCUGGAGGACGACGCGGCCGGCUGCAUGGCCUACCUCUGGGUUGGACGAGAUCACCUGGCACCAUCCAUUGUAUUAUACAAGCUGAUCUUUAGCAACUCGUCAGCGGUGGCCUCUAAGAGCAUGGGCUCGCUGCAGGACGUGGAGAACCUCCAUCUCGACGUGGUGACAUCGGCAAGCGAGCGCGAAUCGGCCGAGCAGACAGGCAAACUCCUGUACAUGGGCUAUCUGCACGAGAACCACAACAUCUCGGAGGACGCAAGCCUCCCUCGUUCCGUCUCCAUCUUUGUCUUCCGUCUGGACGACUCCCCUCGCAGCUCCUCUCUCCACAUCAGCAUCUUUGACCUAAACACAUUCGAGCGUGUCGACAACAAUCCAUCAUUCCGCAAUAGAUACCUAAUUCAUCUAACAGAUACAUCGAUCAAUUGUUCAUUCAAUGCAUUCUGGCUUAACCAGACAUCAGUGUCGCGAAGGAUAUUCGAGGAGAAAGAGGAAAAUGCGCCAUUGUUGGCCAUCGAUCAUCCCAGCUUCAGCAUGACGUUGCUGACCGAUGUCUCCAUAUGUACAUACGACUACCAAAACCCACAGGAGCGUGCCAUCGGCCUGAUGGCCAAGGGUGGGUCGCCCGUCUUUGCUGCGCCACAACAGCUCUACCAGCGCUUCCUCGACGUCGGCAUCUUCACCACCGCCAAGUCCGACCCGGUGCAGCAGAGGAACGACCUCAUUCUCUUUGCCCUGGACAACAACUUGUUCUCAUUAGUCAUUGAUUAUGUCCAAGAUAGCCAACAAUCACGAGACAUUGAGGGUAUCAUCCAGGUCAAGUACUUCCUCGUCAAUCCAAAGCCAGUGUUGGAGUUGGCAUGGGACUACUUUGUUAAACUCGACAAUGGAUAUGAUGUUGUCGAGGUGUUCACAUCAACUGCCGCGGACAACGCAUCUGCGAGACUGCAGAUCAAGCUCGAGUCGACUUACGUUCGCAUGCUGGACGUGUUUGCUGUGUUUGAAUGCCUGUGCGAGCGAUACAUGGCCGAGAGCAAGACAAAGCAGGUCACGCCACAUCUGCAAAGCAAGUACGAUGCAGUGCGCAUGUCCAUACAAUACCUCGAGAUCAUCAAGUGGGCCUCCUCCAAGGGUCUCUUCCGCCAAGAUGUUAUAGCGCGUAUGGAGCUGAUGCCAUCCAAGGUGACGGCCAACGAGCGUCAACAACUGAGGGAGACCAUGGCUGCCUCCAACCUGCGUCCAGCAGCCGGCGACAUUCAGACCGAUGACGGUCUACUCAUCGAUAUACUCUACCAACGACUCAACCUCAAUGAGUCCUACCCGCCCACGUCAAGCCUUCAGCUGAAGCACUUCUUUGAUCUAUUCAAGAACCCAGCCAUGAAGAUCAACAGGCUGAUCGAAAUAGUCUACUACAUCCUCUUGGACUUGACUGUUGUGGAUAUCGUGCCAUAUGAAGUCCUUCAGUCGUUUGAAUCCACAUUCUAUUUGUCGCCAUGGAGCACCAACUUUGUCCAAGGCAUCUGGGAGUUGGACUCAGCGCCAUUGAUGGAGGGCGACGUAAUGGUCUCGAUGCACACAUCUCUCCACCAUCUCAACCACUCAAAGAAGGCCAAGAGGUACGCCUACCACAUCCUCUCGCGCUUCUACAUCUACAAGGCACAUCGUUGCGCCAUCAUGUUCAUGAAGAGCAUAGGCUUUGAGCCCAAGGACAUCAAGGAAGCCGUCCUGGCGAUGAGGAUCCUCCUGGCCAACGGAUGCCUGGUCGAGGCAUUCCUGUUGGAGCGCGCCUUCCGAAGCAGGUUCCCCACGCUCCCUCUGACACAGACCGAGCAGCUCGCCACACUGUUGUUUGAUCACUGCAAGAAGGAACGCAAGCUGGACAAGGUGAUGGAGAUGCACCUCGAUGACUUUGAGGACCAAUGCUUUGUCCACUACCUGUACACAAUCAAUGCCGCCGCACUCGUGCCAUUGUACAUGGUGCGCAGAGGUCGCAUUGCAGAGGGCUGCAGCGUCCAGCACCAGCUGGGCAGCGCCGCUGGCUUUGACUCGAUCAGACACUUUAUUGGCAGCGUGGAGCAGUCACUGCCCAAGCAACAACAGUUUAGCGAUCGCGAGAGUCAACAGCAGCAACAACAACAAUCAUCUGCUGCUGAGGACAUUCCAGACUUGCCUCGUUCAGUGAUGAGAAUGCAACAGAGACAACAGCAACAACAACAACCACAACAGCAACAAGCAAAGUCAUUCAUGUAUCCACCAAGGAUAUUGGAGAAGCCAAUCACCAAGCUAUACAACGACACUCUGGACUUUGCCGCCAAGGGCCUGGAUACAGACACAUUCAGGGGCUUCGAGAUCCCCAACGUCCAGAUGAAGGAUUAUCCACCCGCUCCACCCUACGAAGAGGAGAUGGACUACCAGCAGCAUCAGCAACAGCAACAGCAACAACAGCAACAACUACACGAGCAGAUGGAAGACGACGACAAUAUCACCUUGGACACGGACAUGGUCUACAACCCACCCGCCGACAGCUACAUGGAUUACAUCAUGCCGCUGGCAGAUACAGUGGCGCACGCUGAGUCUCAACAUGUUGAUGAGCCAGCCCAGUUCCGAACACCACCCAACGACAGUGACGAGGAGCAAGACCGCUCGUCAUCCAUCACCUCCCAGGAUGACAGCAAUGGAACCUCGUCACCCAUAAUCAUGCGACCACUCAAGUCGGCGAUGAAGGUUCAGGGCACGCCAUCCAAGAAGAAGAAUGUCAACUUCCAAGAGGACAACAAUAGCAUAAGGUGGAUUGAGGCCCUAGAGAAGAAGGAGGUUGAGGACUACGGUGAGGACGAGUAUGAAGAAGAGGAUGACUUUGAUGGCGAAGAGGGCGAGGAGGACGAGGAUGACGACACAUAUAAUAUCGGCAGCGGCUACAACUACAGCAACAACAUGCAAAUGAUGGACGACUUUGAUGACGACAACUCUGAAGAGGAUGAGGACGCUGUCUAUGACGAAGACGACGAUAUGAUCAUUCACAACGACGUCCCCAACGAGCCACCUUCGUACCUCAAGAAAAUAUGGUCCAGCGGUUCGGACGAGGAAGAAGAGGAAGCGGAAGAAGACGACGACGAUAUAGGCUACGAUCAGGAUGGAGGCUACGGUGGAUCUGAUGACCAAGAACUACUUACCAAUGGCACAGAGGACCAGCCCAUCUCCUUGGACUCUGACGACGACGAUGAUACUAGCGCCAAACCAAUGACCACUGCACCUCCAUCACAAGCUCAAAAGAAGCCAGCACUAAGGUUCAAGGAUGACUUUGAGGACGACGACGAGGACAGCGACUUUGAGGACUAUGACGAAGAUGAGGAGCCUGUCGAGCCACUGGUCAUGACAUCAGAGGAAGAAGAUGAGGAAGAGGAGCAAAGAGUUACAUCAAGAGUCAAAGAGAUCGAAGAGGAUGAAGACAUGGGACAACAGCAACAACAACAAGGAGGUGAUGGUGGCGAGCAUGAAGGUGAUACAGAGCAAGAGGAAGAAGAAGAAGAAGGAGUAGAGAAAGGCCAGACAUUGGAGUUGCACUACGAUGAAGAGCCAUCUCCUGACAGCUCUCAACCAAAGAUCCUCAAUAUCGUUACUGAGAUGCCACCCGAUGUGAAGCCAGAGGACAACAACGAAGAACACGAGGCUGAUCAAGACACCGACGAGCAAGUGGAAGAUGAAGUAGAAGCAACUGAACAGACAGCAAAGCGAGUAACUGAGAUGGACGAAAGUGGUGAUGCUGGUGAUGAACCAGCAGCCAAGCAGGAAGAUGAUCCAGAGCAAGAGCAAGAGGAAUCGUCGACGCCAUCCACAGAAGAAGAAGAAGACGAGCAAGAAGAAGACGAACAGGACCGACCCAAGGCAUCGACCAAAGGGAAGCGCAAGAAGAAGGUCAGGGCCAGCAGAGGCCAAUAA